Chlorella variabilis is the source of this 207-nucleotide messenger RNA. RefSeq lists its product as hypothetical. The record is from RefSeq and is a predicted model, not a curated record. The transcript is spliced from 2 exons. Gene Ontology annotation, molecular function: metal ion binding. The coding region runs from base 1 to 207 and encodes 68 amino acids. NCBI's taxonomy places the organism in Eukaryota, Viridiplantae, Chlorophyta, Trebouxiophyceae, Chlorellales, Chlorellaceae.
AUGUCGGAGGUGGCGCUCAAGGUUGCCAUGGCCUGCGAGGGCUGCGUGGGCGCGGUGCGGCGCGUGGCGGAGAAGCUGCCGGGUGUGCAGGCGGUAGACAUCGACCUGGCGGCGCAGAAGGUGCUGGUCAAGGGAGCCAACCUGGACCCUGCAGCGGUGAAGGAGGGAGUGGCCAAGAGCGGCAAGGCCACUGAGCUCUGGCAGUAG